AUGUUCAGAAACGCUCUGCGGCAAUCCAGCCGCACCGUGGCUGCCGUUUCUGCCACUGGCAGACUCGCCUCGGUUCGCGCGGCUACUCCCGGUCCUCUCGCUGCUGCCUCUAAGCAGGUUCGUUCCUAUGCCGCAGAGGCCAAGGCCUCCCCCACCGAGGUCUCCUCCAUCCUCGAGCAGAGAAUCCGUGGUGUUCAGGAAGAGGCUGGUCUUGCCGAGACUGGACGUGUCCUCUCCGUCGGUGACGGAAUCGCCCGUGUCCACGGUAUGACCAAUGUCCAGGCUGAGGAGCUGGUCGAGUUCGCCUCUGGCGUUAAGGGCAUGUGCAUGAACCUGGAGGCCGGCCAGGUCGGUGUUGUGCUUUUCGGUUCCGACCGUCUGGUCAAGGAAGGUGAAACCGUCAAGCGAACUGGCGAGAUCGUCGAUGUCCCUGUUGGUCCUGAGCUGCUGGGACGUGUCGUCGACGCCCUCGGUAACCCCAUUGACGGCAAGGGACCCAUCAAGACCAAGGAGAAGCGCCGUGCCCAGGUCAAGGCUCCUGGUAUCCUGCCCCGUCGCUCUGUCAACCAGCCCGUCCAGACUGGUCUGAAGUGUGUCGACUCCAUGGUGCCCAUCGGCCGUGGUCAGCGUGAGUUGAUCAUUGGUGACCGUCAGACUGGAAAGACUGCUGUCGCCCUGGAUGCCAUCCUGAACCAGAAGCGUCUCAACAGCACCGCCGACGAGUCCAAGAAGCUCUACUGUGUCUACGUUGCCGUCGGUCAGAAGCGUUCCACUGUUGCUCAGCUCGUCAAGACUCUGGAGGAGAACGAUGCUCUCAAGUACUCCAUUGUCGUUGCCGCUACUGCCUCCGAGGCCGCUCCUCUGCAGUACAUUGCCCCCUUCACCGGCUGUGCCAUGGGCGAGUGGUUCCGUGACAAUGGCCGCCACGCCGUGAUCGUUUACGAUGACCUGUCCAAGCAGGCCGUCGCCUACCGUCAGAUGUCUCUGCUGCUGCGUCGUCCCCCGGGCCGUGAGGCUUACCCCGGAGACGUCUUCUACCUGCACUCGCGUCUUCUGGAGCGUGCUGCCAAGCUGAACGACAAGCACGGUGGUGGUUCCCUGACUGCUCUGCCCAUCAUCGAGACCCAGGGUGGUGACGUGUCUGCCUACAUUCCCACCAACGUCAUUUCCAUUACCGACGGUCAGAUUUUCCUGGAGACCGAACUGUUCUACAAGGGUGUCCGUCCCGCUAUCAACGUCGGUCUGUCUGUCUCCCGUGUCGGUUCCGCUGCCCAGGUCAAGGCUAUGAAGCAGGUCGCCGGUUCUCUGAAGCUCUUCUUGGCCCAGUACCGUGAGGUCGCUGCCUUCGCUCAGUUCGGUUCCGAUCUGGAUGCUUCCACCAAGCAGACCCUUGCCCGUGGUGAGCGUCUGACCGAGCUUCUGAAGCAGAAGCAGUACUCUCCUAUGGCUGUCAGCGAGAUGGUUCCCGUCAUCUUCGCUGGUGUCAACGGUUACCUUGAUGCCUUCCCCGUCUCCAAGAUUGGACAGUGGGAGGAGGACUUCAAGGCUUACCUGAAGACCAACCACAACGACAUCCUCGACACCAUUGAGAAGGAGGGUCAGCUCAGCAAGGACCUGGAGGCUCGCCUCCGCAAUGUCAUUGAAGAGUUCAACAAGAACUUCUCUUAG
Molecule: messenger RNA, 1668 nt
Organism: Rasamsonia emersonii CBS 393.64
Lineage: Eukaryota; Fungi; Ascomycota; Eurotiomycetes; Eurotiales; Trichocomaceae
Product: ATP synthase subunit alpha
Exons: 6
Coding region: 1-1668 (555 amino acids)
Biological process (GO): proton motive force-driven ATP synthesis; proton transmembrane transport
Molecular function (GO): ADP binding; proton-transporting ATP synthase activity, rotational mechanism; ATP binding
Source: RefSeq, a predicted model, not a curated record